AUGUCUGAACCAUCAUCUCCACAACAACAACAUCAACAACAAUCUGAACACCAUGAACAAUCACAGAGUCCACAUAGUGAAAUCGGUAAUGAAUCUACACAGAAUAAUUCACCAUCGAUAAUAACCAUAAAUCAAGAUCAACGUGAAACAUAUUCCAGAGAACGACGUCAUGAUCGUAAUGUUUCAUUUCGUCAUAGACGACAUCAAGAUUUAUCGCCAAGGUUUGAAGAUGAUCGAAAUAUUAUCUACUUGAAUGAUCCAAACACUAGAUAUUAUCGUUCACAAAAUCAAUUAAGUGAUCCAUCAGGAUUUUGGUUUCAACGCAGUGCUAGUGCAAGAAAUAUCCGUUUAAGAUCAGGAGUAAGCCAUAAUCAUUUGCAUCAACUCAACUUACAUGUUGAUGAUAGAUUAACAAAUCAAAUUCGUCGAUCAUUUCAGGAUAGAAGCAACGGCUUAAGUCAAGAUACAUUAAUUGAACGACAAAAUUUAGUUUUGGUUCCAAUGUAUGGGUUACUUCGUCCUCGAAGAUCAAAAAAUAGAUCUCAUAGAUUAUCAGCAGAUCUAGAAAAUCCACAACGUCGUCAGGUAGAACAAGAUGUUUCUGGUUUCCGAAAUUUGAACAAUUCGCUCUCAUCCCCGUUGAAUGAAGAAACUGUAGACCGACCAAUUAUUUUCACUAAUCCUACAAGUCGAAAUCCUCAUCAACAACCAUUAUCUACUAAUACAGCCCAAACACUCUCUCUACGUUCACCAAAUGAAGAUAAUAGUGAUCGUGCUUUACAAGCUGUUCGAUCUCAACCACGAAUAGGUUCCGUCCAAACAUCCAGAGUUACACAGGCUGUACAAACAAGAGGUUUGUAUCAAGGUCAGUUAAGACGUCCUCAAAAUGAUGUAGCUCACCAGCGUCAUAUGGAUGCAAAUCUUGGUGUAAAUGAUCCAUUUGCAAUGAAUAUCACUUCGAGCACAAAUCACCUAAGCGGAAUGCAGCAGCAGUAUGAAAGUGGAGGGCCGAACAGAAGUAGUAAUAAUAACAACAGUAGUAAUCAUCAUGCACAAACAAAUGAAACACUUGCAACUUAUAAUUCACCUAAUAGUAGCAGAGAUAGAGAAAUCUAUGUAUUGCGUAAUAACCAGUCAUCGAUUCAACCUCCUCAAUUAUCUAGUAUCGAUAAUGCUAGUAUGACUACUAGUAUAAGUGAUGCUAGUAGUAUUGAAGAUUUACAUGUAACAGAAAUUGUAGCCAAUAGUCAUAAUGAAUCAGUGAUACAUCGUCCUAGACUAUAUGAAGCAAAUAAUUCAGAUACUGAAAAAAUUGUGAAAAGACAAGAAGUCAAAUACACAGAGAAGAGAACAGAUGCAACCGAUUGGAGGGCUAAUUUAUUUGGAAGUCGUCAAUUAUGGCGUCAAAUGCUUAUUACUGAAAGAUUUGCUGAUGUAUGGUUUAUUGUUGGCGGUGAUGAUAUAUUAGGUAAUAAUACAUCAAUAAGUUUACAUUCAAAUGAUUCCAGUGCACCAGGUGGUCCAAAAAGUCAAAUUAAUUGUUGUACAAAUAAACAAUUAUUAAAUGUAUCAUCAACACGAUCUACAAAUUGUUCAAAUAGUAUAAAUAAAUCACGUCUCAUAUACAACAAUAAUGAUAGUAAUACUACUACUAAUAAUAAUAAUAGUAGUAAUAGUAAUGGUAAUAAUAAUAAUAAUAAUAAUCCUCCCAAUACAAUUACAAUUACUACUCGUACCAUUACUGCUAAUAACAAUACUACUACUACUAAUAAUACUAAUACUACUAAUAAUAGUAAUGAUAAUAAUAAUAAUGUAUAUAAUACUCCAUUAGAUAUAUUAUAUUCAAGAUGUACUGAUUCAGAUCAAGAGAAUACUAUUGAUGAUGCAACAGAUUUGAAUUCAGAUGGUGAACAACCAUCUUGUCAUUCAGAUCAUAAUACAGAUAAUAAAUCCAAUGAUUAUAAUUUACAAAACAUAUCACAUAAAUUAACUUCAACGAAUAAUUUAUUAAAUAGAACAAGAUCAUUGAAUGGAACUAAUGAUACAGAACCAAUUAUUUGGCGUUUUGCUGCACAUCGUUUAAUAUUAGCAGCUGCUUCACCAGUAUUUGAAGCAAUGUUUUAUGGACCAAUGGCGGAUUGUGAUAAUAAAAAUUCGGAAAAUCGUCGAGAAUAUCAUAUACCAGAUAUACAUCCAAAGGCAUUUCAAAUUAUGCUAUCUUAUAUCUAUAGUGAUGAAUUAUUAGUGGAGAAUGAUAUCAAUUUAUUAUUCUAUUUAUUGUAUGCAACAAAAAAGUAUAUCCUUCCACGUUUAACACAAAUUUGUGUUGAAUACUUAAAAGAUUUAAUUACAGCUGAAAAUGUUUGUAUGAUGCUUGAUCGUAGUAUAUUUUUUGAUGAAAUUGAUCUAACUCGUCGAUGUUGGCAUGUAAUCGAUGUUUUGGCACCAGAUGUAUUAAUAUCACAAGGUUUAUUAACAUUAAAUUCAAAUUGUGUACAUGAUUUAGUUAGUCGUAAUACAUUAAAUUGUCAAGAAUCUGAAGUAUUUGCUGCUGUUGGACGUUGGGCAGGAGCUGAAUGUAAUCGUUUAGGUAUAAGAGAUGUUGUUUCUAAUAGAGUACAAGUUGCAGCAAAUAUAUUACCAUUAAUUAGAUUUCCAACAAUGACAUUAAGUGAUUUUGCUGAAAAUGUUGCUUAUUCAGGUUAUCUUUCAUUAGAAAUGGUACGUGAUUUAUUUGUAUACAUUACAACAAAUAAAUUGAAUAUACAAAAAAAAGAUAAUACAUUAUCAACAACACAAAAUGAAAUGAAAUUAACAAAUUCAUCUGUAUCUACAUCAAUACAAUUAACUAAUCAAUCAUCAUUACAAUUAAUAACAAAUUCAUUACCAGAUUCUGGACCAUUUCCAUGUGAACCAAGAAUAGGACCAAAAUUAUGGAGAUGUUGUCGUUUUAAACGUAUUCGAAAAGAUUUAUUAUCAUUAAAUACAUCAAAUAAUCAUCGGCAUACAAUUAGUUUCUCUGUAUCUGCAUCUAUAUUUAUUGCUGGUGUUGGAAUUUAUGGUUCAACACAAGUUGGUGAUAUUCGUACAGUUCAUGUUGAAUUAAAAACAGGAAAUGCAAGUACACCUCUACCAUCACCAGCUAAUAUAACACCAAAUGUAAAUCAAUUAUCAGAUCGAAUGUAUCUUUCACAAGCAUCUAGAAGUACAAGUGAUUUAACUAAUUUGAAUGUAUCUACACGUUUAUUUCAUAACAAUAGUAAUACUAAUAAUAAUAAUACCAAUCGUGGAGGUAAUUUAAAUAUUUGGGAUAUUACAGGAUUAUCAAGAUUAGAUGAAGGUGAUUCAUCAAAUAUUCCAAUUCAUUCAUCAAAUCAUUUUAAUAAAAAAUGUCCAACAAAAUGUCUUGCUAGUAAACAAAUUUCAUUAAGAUCUGAUGGAACUAAUCGUGUUUAUGAUAUACGAUUUCGAUGUCCAGUAAAGUUGGUUAAAAACAGACGAUAUUAUUUAAGUUUAAGCACAUCAAAUUCUGAUCAUCAUAAUCCAGCAUCAAUGUCUACAUCAUCUACAGCAAUUAAUUCAUCAACAUCAUAUAUUGGUUUUUAUGGUGGAACUGAAAUUAUGAUACAUUGUCCAUCGGAAGAAACGUUAAAUAAACGAAAUAAUAAUGAAACACUAACAAAUAUGAAUAAGAAAUCAUCAACAUCAUCAUCAUCAACACCAACACCACCAACAUUGUCGUUAUCUAACAUUCGAAAGAAACGAUUAGAAACAAAUAAAUUCAAUGAGAAUACUCAUUUAUUAGGUAAUAAUGAAAUGGUUAUAUUUAAUUUUCAUGAUAGUUGGGAUGGUUUAGAAAAUGGUAGUGUUGAUAGAGGAUUAAUACCGGAUUUAUUAUUUUAUACUUGUUUCUAA
This is a messenger RNA of Schistosoma mattheei, 3915 nucleotides long. The record is from the annotation of a GenBank genome assembly. Lineage: Eukaryota; Metazoa; Platyhelminthes; Trematoda; Strigeidida; Schistosomatidae.